AUGACCGAUGAAAAACCCAAGGAAGGAGUCAAGACUGAGACCAAUGAUCAUAUUAACUUGAAGGUGGCGGGGCAGGAUGGUUCUGUGGUGCAGUUUAAGAUUGAGAGGUAUACACCACUUAGUAAACUAAUGAAAGCCUAUUGUGAACAACAGGGUUUGUGGAUGAGGCAGAUCAGAUUCCGAUUUGAUGGGCAGCUAAUUAAUGAAACAGACACACCUGCAGAGUUGGAAAUGGAGGAUGAAGAUACAAUUGAUGUGUUCCAGCAGCAGACAGGAGGUGUCUACUAA
This is a messenger RNA of Sciurus carolinensis (gray squirrel), 288 nucleotides long. RefSeq names its product small ubiquitin-related modifier 2-like. The coding region runs from base 1 to 288 and encodes 95 amino acids. The record is from RefSeq and is a predicted model, not a curated record. The transcript has a single exon. Gene Ontology annotation, cellular component: nucleus. Gene Ontology annotation, molecular function: ubiquitin-like protein ligase binding; protein tag activity. Lineage: Eukaryota; Metazoa; Chordata; Mammalia; Rodentia; Sciuridae. Gene Ontology annotation, biological process: protein sumoylation.